This is a messenger RNA of Sinocyclocheilus rhinocerous, 1122 nucleotides long. Its product is annotated as probable G-protein coupled receptor 25. The record is from RefSeq and is a predicted model, not a curated record. The transcript has a single exon. Gene Ontology annotation, molecular function: C-C chemokine receptor activity; C-C chemokine binding. Gene Ontology annotation, biological process: immune response; G protein-coupled receptor signaling pathway; positive regulation of cytosolic calcium ion concentration. Bases 1 to 1122 code for a protein of 373 amino acids. NCBI's taxonomy places the organism in Eukaryota, Metazoa, Chordata, Actinopteri, Cypriniformes, Cyprinidae. Gene Ontology annotation, cellular component: membrane; external side of plasma membrane.
AUGGCACUCUCUGAUGUUACAAUGAGCUCCACAAGCUAUUUUUAUACUCAUGCUUUUUCAGUGAACUCCACAGAUGACUACGACUACUAUACCCCUGUCGAGAAUGAUUUGCUAUUGCUGCCCAUGUCCAAUAUCUACAUUCCUGUGCUGUACGUCAUCAUGUUCCUCGCCGGCUUCUUGGGGAACCUGUUUGUCAUCGUGGUCAUUGGCAAACGGCGUAAGAAAAACGGACGGCUUGUGGACACCUUCGUGAUGAAUCUGGCAUUAGCCGACCUUGUGUUUGUCUUCACGCUGCCUUUGUGGGCGGUUUCGGCCCAUUAUGAUGAGUGGCCCUUCGGUGAGACCUUGUGCAAGAUCAGCAGCUUCAUCAUUGCGGUCAACCGCUUUUCCAACAUCUUCUUCCUCACGUGCAUGAGUGUAGACCGAUACCUGGCUGUUGUGCGUCUCAUGGACUUUCAGUUUCUGCGGAGCAGUAACUGUGCGCAGAUUACCUGUAGCGUCGUGUGGAUCAUUUCUUUCUUCCUGGGAAUUCCAUCGUUGGUGUACCGUCGGUUGAAAGACGAUACCGUGUGUUGGGAGGAUUCAAAAUCCUCUUUUGUCCAAGGAAUGAAUCUCCUGACUAUAUUUCUAACCUUCCUGCUCCCAGUGCUGAUUCUCUGCCUAUGUUAUGGGUCGAUUUUGGUUAACCUGCGGCGUCACAGUCACACCGCCGCAAACUCACGUGCAGAAGCCAGAAGACGGCAUUCGGUCAAAAUCGUGCUCGCCAUAAUUGUGGCCUUUCUGAUCUCCUGGCUGCCCUUCAAUUUGUUCAAGACCAUCCAGGUCAUCGUACUGAUGAGCACAGGAGAUCUUAGCGGGAAAACAAGAGUGAUCGUACUUAGUGGACUCACGCUGUCCUGCUGCCUGGCCUUUCUCAACAGUUGUGUAAAUCCAGCCAUCUACUUCUUUUUGGAUCAGCAUUUCAGGCGCAGAGCUUCAAUCCUGUGUCUGAGCUGCCUGGGUCAAGGAGACGUGCACCAGACUUAUAUCUCCUCUAAUUCGCUCUCUAAUGGCACAUCUGAGUCUUAUUCUGGAAAUACAUCAACCCGCGGACGGCUUUUUUCACUUACUGUAAAGGAGUGA